AGCAUAUUGGCUCAAGCCAUCUUAGCUCAACUCACCUGCGGCCUGGCGAUCCCGCGGCGGCCUCUGCGUCAAAGCCCCUCGCCCAGCGCCUCGCCGAUGCAGGCCGCCGCGCUGGGCGACCCGCGGCAAGCGGCCUGCUCGGCGGGCGGCGCGGCCAGUUUCGGCGCCGCCCUGGCCGCUGCAGCAGCAGCCUGGCCGGAGACGCGCAGCAGUGGCCCGGCGGACAGCACCAGCAGCGACGACACCGCCUUCGUCAGGGCCCACGCCGGCUCGGACAGCCCGCACGCCCGGUGGCUCUUGCACGAGAAGUGGCCCGCCCUCGAGCUGAAGGACCUGGCGGAGGCCGAGAGGGCUCGGCGGGGCAGCGCGGCCGCGCGCAGGGCCCGGCAGGGCAGCGCGGCCGCGCGCAGGUACUCGGAGCGGAACGUCCGCAGCUGCAUCAUGCGGGAGAGGAGGUUCUGCGUGGUCACCAGCAGCAUUCUGCUGGCGUGGGCGGACCGCGCGGGCGCCGGCAAGGAGCCGUGCUGGAGCCGGGAGGCGGCGGAGCAGGGCCAGGAGCAGCCGCCCAGCGGCGGCAGCGCCCGGGCGGCCCAGGCGCAGCGGCCGCCGAGCGCGCCCUCGCACCACCGGCUGUCCUGCAAGUUGUCGUUGUAGUUCGGUGGUGGGAAAGGCAGCGCCGAGGGCCGCGAGUUCCACAUCGUCCUCCCCAUAGCGUCCUCCCCUCUGCUGCCGUGUGCGAGGGCGUGUGGGCGCGGCGGGAGGAGGCUGCAGGGCCUCCGGGCUCUGACUGUCGGCCCCGUCCUGUCCUUUCUUGCGAAUCCCUCGCUCCGUCUAUUAUUCCUGCGGCCUUCGUUUCCCCUCCCUCUCUUGUUUGCUGCUGUUCUCGUAUGUGUUCUUGGGUGUGAAGAGAGUUUGUGCCAGGACUCCGCUCUCGCAGCCUCUGGCUGAAGACCAGGUGGAUAUCAUCAUGAAUUUGCACAUGCAGCGGAGGCGCUCGUCAAGGAAUGUGCCUAGGAGGCUUCAAGACCGUUGAGGAUUCCUUAUCCGAUGAGGGCGGGGUGAUAUCCAAUGCCAAGCCUCAAAUGAUGCUCUACCAGGUUUUCAGGCCCUGUGUGCCUAACCCAAUAGCUCUUUUUCCAAUGCCCUCACGGUGCUUCUCACGCUAUGGCUAUCCGGAUUGUGCACUGUGCAAUCUCGGGCCCUUACAUGCGUGCGCCAGAAACAUUGCGCGACUCGGUAUAUUGAUCGGCGCCAUGUUUUGCAUGGUCAUUUCUCUAUCAGGCAUUUGUUCGCACCUUGCGUGUUCUUGCCGUUUUCUGGCGCUUGUCCCUCGUUGGGGGAGGGAGACGUGGAUGAUAAUGGGGAGGGGGGGGGGGGGGAACAGGAGGAUAUGUGAUCAUAGGGGGAGAGCCAUAUUUGGCAUCGCUUGUCUUCCAUAAUGGCGCUGGGCAGAUUGUCUAGACGCGGCGCCUAUCUGCCAUAAUGGUGCCUGUCUUUCAGAAUGUCUUCCUCACGGUCCUCGUCCCAUUUCAUCCUCCUGUCAGCUUCUUGCGGAUGUGUCUCUGCCACGAGACUUGAGCCGGUUUGUCCAAUUAUUUGUGUUUUUCUCUCUCUCUCUCUCUCUCUCUUUUCCUCUCUCUCUCUCUCUAUCUAUAUAUCGAUCCUUCUUUGGUUCUUUCUCUCUCUCUCUCUCUCUCUCGCUCUCUUUCUCCCAGGCGCUCCGCGCCGCCUACACCCUUGGUCGACCGACCAGGUCGGUGUGUUUGUCAGGCGGACGCGUCUCUGCUACGAGACCUUGACGGUGCCUUUUUUUCGUUUUUCUCAUUUAAGGCGCAUACAGUCGUUCCGACUUGGGCGACCGACCAGACCAGCGUGCUCCGUGCGGA
Messenger RNA from Prorocentrum cordatum, 1886 nucleotides. The record is from the annotation of a GenBank genome assembly. Lineage: Eukaryota; Dinophyceae; Prorocentrales; Prorocentraceae.